Messenger RNA from Harmonia axyridis, 6062 nucleotides. It is a transcript of the gene vkg, whose product is annotated as collagen alpha-5(IV) chain. The record is from RefSeq and is a predicted model, not a curated record. Gene Ontology annotation, molecular function: extracellular matrix structural constituent. Lineage: Eukaryota; Metazoa; Arthropoda; Insecta; Coleoptera; Coccinellidae. Gene Ontology annotation, cellular component: collagen trimer; basement membrane. The transcript has 14 exons. Bases 47 to 5650 code for a protein of 1867 amino acids.
AAGUUCAUCUGUUUCUUCAUGAAUUUCAGCAAACCGCUAGUAGGCUAUGACGCUGCGGCUCGGUUACUGCCGGGCGUUCGCCCUCGGUGUUUUUAUCGUUUUCACGUUUGUGCAACACGUCGAGGCUUUGCGUGGUUGUGGAGGCUGCGCCACCGCCUUGGAAGCAAGUGGAGGAUGCAAUUGCGCAGGAAUAAAGGGAAGACCUGGAGGUCCCGGCUUACCUGGACAUCCAGCACCUCCUGGAUCAUACGGUGACACUGGUCUUCCUGGACCAGAUGGGCCAAAGGGUGAAAAGGGUAUGGCUGGUGAAAUAGGAGGACAGGGAGAACUAGGUCCAAGGGGUGACGAUGGUAUUCGAGGACUUACUGGAACUCCUGGUUUCCCCGGAAAUGAAGGAGAACCAGGAUUCGCUGGUCCCCCAGGGCUAGAUGGUUGCAAUGGAACUGACGGAGCCAUAGGACGAAAAGGAUGGAGAGGACCACCAGGAGAAAGAGGUCUAGCAGGUCGUGAUGGACCACCAGGACCAUUAGGAGAACCUGGAGAAGGUGGGGGCAAUUCUAUCGGAACCAAAGGUGAAUCUGGUAUACCAGGAUACGAUGGUCGUCAAGGUCCGCAAGGACCUAGAGGAUUGAUGGGACCACAAGGUUAUAUUGGAGCUACAGGAUUACAAGGAAUAACUGGAGAAGCUGGGUUCUGGGGACCAACUGGAGAUCGCGGAGAUUAUACUAAGGGAGUAGCAGGUGAACCAGGUAAAGCUGGAGAUAUCGGUCCAGCUGGUGAACCUGGAGAAUCUCCUGACAAUGAACUGUGGGUUCUCCCCCCAAGUCUAUCUUUACGCGGCAUACGUGGAGAUAGAGGAGAGAAAGGAGAAAUAGGACCAAGAGGACUCAAGGGUCAAACAGGUUCGAAAGGUUACCCAGGAAUCUCGGGACUCAAAGGACAACGUGGAUUACCUGGUGAUGAAGGAUACGAAGGACCCAGAGGAAAAAAUGGUCGGCAAGGUCCUCCAGGUCCAAGUGGAGAAAAAGGCGAUAAAGGAGCACCUGGUUACGCUGGAAAUCCUGGUACAGAUGGUGCAAAAGGUGCCAUGGGUGAAAACGGACCACUUGGACGUCCUGGUGUACAAGGUAUCGAAGGUCCAAAAGGAUUAUACGACCCCACACUCGACAAAAUCGUACCAGGUGUCGAAGGUCCCCAAGGACCUAUCGGUCCACCCGGAGAAAGAGGUAUUACAGGUAUUCCUGGUCUGGAAGGAACACCAGGACCCCAAGGACCCCCAGGGAUACCAGGGCCCCCUGGACCAACUGGUGGAGCCGGUAUCAAAGGAAUGACCUGGAAAGGUGAACACGGUAGUCGAGGUUUACCAGGACAGCCUGGAAGAACUGGUCCAAGAGGUCCUACUGGCCCAGCAGGACCGACUGGAACAAAAGGAUUCAGGGGUGAUGACAUAUUCGGUCCUGCUGGAGAACCAGGUAUGCCGGGAAUGCCGGGAAUUGGAGGAACCAGAGGUGAUCGAGGUGAUGUUGGUUUGACUGGACCGAAAGGUUUUCCAGGAAUCGGUAAAGAUAUGACUGGACCACCUGGAGAACCCGGACCACGAGGAUUCCCAGGAACACCAGGAGACGAUGGUGUACCAGGAUUUGAUGGUUUGAAUGGCUUGAAAGGAAAAAGAGGAGAUGACUGUGGAGUUUGUCGUCCAGGUUUACCUGGAACAAAAGGUGAGAAAGGUGGAAGUGGGCGAUCUGGUUUCCCCGGACCAAUGGGAUUUGUGGGAUUACCUGGACCUAGAGGCAAAAGCGGUCAACCCGGAAAGCAAGGUCCCCCAGGACCUGAGGGUCUAGAUGGUGCUUCAGGAUCUCCAGGAACACAAGGAGUGCCUGGUAUACCUGGACCCGAUGGACGACUGAUCUUCCCGGCUCCGGGACAUACAGAGGCUGCUGAGAAAGGAGAUCAAGGUUUUCCGGGUUUUAUGGGCAAUGAUGGAUUAAUGGGAGCUCCUGGUAUGAGAGGACCGGUUGGUAAACAAGGAGUUAAAGGUGAACAAGGUGCGCCUGGACCAGAUGGAGAAAAUGGGUUAGAUGGGUCCCCGGGAAGAGCUGGACCUAGAGGUCCAAAGGGAUUCGCUGAUGAAAGAACCAAGGAGGACCUUAUGGGUGCCAAAGGAGUGCGAGGAAGAAUGGGACGGAAAGGAGAGCCAGGUAGUGAGGGUAUAAAAGGAGCAAGAGGAAACGCAAUAGCAGCUAAUAAGGUUCAAUUAACUGGGGACAAAGGUUUCAAAGGUUUACCAGGAGAGCCAGGUACAUAUGGUCGGAAAGGGCUCAAAGGUUUGAGAGGAGAUCUUGGAGCAAGAGGAAAUAUUGGUUAUCCUGGACCACCGGGAAGGACUAUUCGUGGACCGCAAGGUUCUAAAGGAUAUCCUGGUGUUCCGGGCGAUAGAGGUCUACAAGGGCCAACUGGAAUCGAAGGUCAACCUGGAGAAAUGGGUUAUGAUGGCAUUUUUGGACAAAAGGGAGAUAGAGGUAGUCCUGGUCUAGCCAUUUUAGCUGGAGAACAAGGACCACCUGGUCUUCAAGGACCGAAGGGUCAACCAGGAGAUUUUGGUAUGGUUGGUUUCACAGGAAGAGACGGUUUUCCAGGUCUCCUAGGAGAGAAAGGACCUAAAGGGGCUCCCGGAAUAGCGGGUGCACCAGGAUUGUCUGGCAUGAAAGGACAAAUGGGUGAUGUGAGACGGGGGCUACCUGGUCCAGAUGGAUUCGAAGGAAGAGUUGGAGAAAAGGGUUUUCAAGGCGAUGUAGGAUUCAGUGGUCUGGAUGGUUGGCAAGGGAUUAAAGGAGCACCUGGAGCUAAGGGAGACCCAGGAUUCCCAGGAAUAUCUGGUGCACCUGGAGAUGAAGGUGAAGCUGGUUUCCCAGGACGUCAAGGAUAUGUAGGUAUGGCUGGAAUACCUGGUUCGAUAGGACAAAGAGGAGAUGUGGGUUUCCGAGGAGGCAGGGGACCACCAGGUCCGCAAGGAUUGCUAGGCAGGGCCGGAUUCAAGGGCCAAAGGGGUGAUAAAGGGCUACGAGGGUUUGAAGGUUUCGAAGGAGAUCCUGGUCUGCCAGGACCAAGAGGAGAUCAGGGUUUUACAGGUAUCAAGGGUGCACGUGGUGACUCCUCUUUCAGUGGACCCAAAGGAGAACAAGGAGAUUAUGGCUUAGGUGGACCACCAGGUUUCGAUGGAGCUCCUGGAGUUCCUGGACAGCCUGGUGCACCUGGUUUGAAGGGUUACGAUGUUUUUGGUUUAGAUGGUUUGAAGGGAGAGAGCGGCGAGUUUGGUCUGGAUGGUAGAAAUGGAGCCAUUGGGUUGAAAGGAGAAAGAGGCGAAGUGGGUGUCGAUGGAUUACCGGGGCAGAAUGGAGAUAAAGGUUUCAAAGGAUUUAUAGGAUCGCCAGGAUUAAAUGGUCUACCUGGAAUAAAAGGAGAAAUUGGAGAGAGGGGAUUUAGAGGAAUACCAGGAAGGAAAGGAGAAAGAAGCAAAGACGGCGAACCUGGCCAACUAGGAAGACCAGGACUGCCUGGAGAUGUUGGACCACCAGGAAUAACAGGACCACCUGGUUCUCCUGGAUUGAAAGGAGAUAAGGGUUUACCUGGAUUCCCAUCAUUUGGUAAUGUUGAACCUGGAGAUAUGGGUGACACCGGUUUCCAUGGACUAAAGGGCGCUAAAGGUCUUCAAGGUGAUCAAGGAUAUCCCGGAAGAGAUGGCUUAAAAGGAGAAAGAGGAGAUAACGGAUUUGACGGUCUAACAGGCGAAACAGGAUUUCCAGGACUUAAAGGCGGAAAAGGUGACGAUGGUUUACCAGGAUCACCAGGUCAACCGGGACAAAACCCGGAAUUUGGCGAACCCGGAGAGCCAGGAUUCGAUGGAUUCGAAGGACCUCCUGGAAAGAUGGGACAGAAAGGUGCUCCAGGUGAACUUGGAGAAGAUGGGUAUCGUGGAGCCCCUGGAAUUCCAGGAAUAAGCUUAAGAGGUCCCAAAGGAAUGCAAGGAAAUAUAGGAUAUCAAGGUAUUCGAGGAGAAAUAGGUUUGGAAGGUAUGGCAGGACAAGAUGGUUUUCCUGGAAUUCCUGGAGAGAAAGGUAUCCAAGGGGACUAUGGAUUUCCGUCUAUAAAUUCCAAAGGACAAAAAGGUGAAAUAGGUUUCCGAGGAGCUGUUGGAUUCAGAGGUGAAAAAGGGCAACGUGGUGACAUAGGUAUCGAAGGAAGUCCUGGGUUCCAAGGACGCCAAGGUGUUAAAGGAAUGCGAGGAAACGAAGGUUAUCCUGGACCCCGUGGAAUUGAUGGAUUCAAUGGCCAGAAGGGUGAGCCUGGUGACUGGUUCACUACUAUAUUCCCUGGUGCGCCAGGAGAUCAAGGUCUUCCCGGUUUUGACGGUCAGAAAGGAAUGAGAGGAUUUCCGGGACGUCCUGGGUUGAAAGGAAGAAUAGGUGAAAAAGGUUACAGAGGUGAUGUUGGUUUCGAUGGAUUGCCUGGUUUGAAAGGUGCAAAAGGACAAAGAGGUGAUAUAGGAUUGCAAGGAGCCGCAGGCAUAAGAGGUCUACCUGGGCAAAAGGGACCUAGAGGAGAUCCGGCUCCUUCCCCUCCAGGGCCGAAAAGUAGAGGUUUCUACUUCUCGAGACAUUCUCAGUCUGAACAGAUUCCGAUUUGUCCGAGAGACACGAUUAAACUUUGGGAUGGAUUCUCUUUACUGCAUAUAAUGGGAGAUGCCCAAGCUCAAGGACAAGAUUUAGGUGCUCCUGGAAGUUGUCUCCGAAAAUUCAACACGAUGCCAUAUCUGCAUUGUAACCUGAACGAUGUAUGUAAUUAUGCUCAAAAUAACGACUACAGUUAUUGGUUAUCGACUACUGAACCAAUGCCAGCUACGAUGACACCUAUUCCAUCCCCAGAAGUAGGCAGAUAUAUAUCAAGAUGCUCUGUAUGUGAGGCUCCAACUAGGGUAAUGGCAAUACACAGUCAAACAACAACAAUUCCUCAGUGUCCAAGUGGAUGGGAUGAAUUAUGGUUUGGAUACAGUUUCAUAAUGCAUACAGACGCCAACGCUGCUGGAGCAGGCCAAUCCUUAGUGUCCCCUGGUUCUUGCCUCGAGGAAUUCAGACCGAAACCCUUCAUUGAAUGUCAUGGUCACGGAAGAUGUAACUACUUCGCAACAGCUACUUCCUACUGGCUGGCUACCAUCGAAGAUAACAAUAUGUUCAAGAAACCAAGACAAGAAACUCUGAAAGCUGGAUAUCUAACGUCUAGAAUAAGUAGAUGCUCGGUUUGCAUAAGAAGAAGAUACAAUGUUCCAGAGAGACGAGUUCCAGAGAGGCGUGUUCCACCUCCUGAAUUCCGACAACCCACAAACAGAUAUCCAGAAAGUAGACGUCAACCUUCUUCUGCUUCCAACACUGGUAGAAGCUACGACUCUAGAGAUAACGAAGUAGCAUAUCAAAGGGGUUCAAAUAGAUAUUACGAAAGAAGGCCUCGUCCUGUAUCCUAUCCUGACAGCAGAGAUCCUUACCGUAGCGCCUACGAUCGAUAUAACAGAAAUCAGCAACAGGGUAGACGCAUUCGACAGGGAAUGAGAAGACAUAAAAAACACGCCACGACGCAUAUCAUUCAGAAUAACGUGUGAUUUUCAGUGCCAUUAAUUAAUGUAAUUAUGUGAAUAUGUAUGUUCGAAUUGUAUUAUAACUAUUUUUAGUUGUUCAAGAUGCCAAUGAAAUAAAUUGAGACUAUGAUCUAUGUGAUGGAGAUAGGAAAAUGACGUUUGAGAAGUUGGACAAUGUUAGUUUCAAUAUUUUGCAGUUGUUCAUUCGGGUUUCACAAUUUCACCUUUCACCCUGAUCUUAAAUGAGCAAUAUUGAAGAUUAUAUUUUAUGUGACUCCUUUAGACUUAGCUUUAACUAAUAUACGCCGUACAUUUAUAUAAAACGCUCUAUCUAAUAAGAUACACUGCCACUAGUAUUCUCAUGUCCAUAUUUGUGUAACUGAAAUAGAACUAUUAAUUAAUAAAAAAUGAGAUGAAAUAAAUAUUUGUUUCGAUA